AUGUUCGAACAACAGGAAUCCACUGAUAUCAUCCAUGAAGAUACCAUGCCCGAUCGGCUUGUCCUCUUCUUCAAAGCCUUAAAGGUCACUCACUUGGUGGUUGAGAGAAAUCUCUUCCGAAAGAGUUUACUCCCAGACAAACGCAGCAGUAGCAGCAGUAUCAACCAUAUCAUCCAAAAAACUACUCACGACAACAACAACAAUACUACCACCACCACCACAGUAUACACACCACCCUCUGAGUUUGAAUCCGAUUUUCAUUUUCGUUAUUUCACGAGUAAUGAAUCGUUUGUGGAGUGGACCAAAACUGCCGUUUUGAAUCCCUUGUUACUGAAAUGCUCAGAUUCGGAGACUCAUCGUCUAACAUCCACUCAAACCCUCAUGCAAGUGCUCAAAGGAAAAACUUUACCUAACCAUUCACGAAAAGGAGAGCUCAUUUCCGAAGUAUUGUUCUGCCUCGAAUUGCUGAGCUUGUUUUGGAUUCGGAACACCAAUGAUGAUACCAACGAGGAUAAAGAGGAUCAUGAUUUUGUUGCAAUGAUGAUGCCACUGGCUAAUCGAGCCUUAUCCUUCUCGAGCGUGCCCUAUUGCCGAGCUGCUCAAGAAAUACAACAAUCAUUGCCCUCUCAUAUCGGAGAAUUGUACAGAUUUCUCUGCAUCUUCUUUGAACCCUUAGAAGAGUUGAUACCAAACACAUGUAGUGAUGGUGGUGUUUGUGAAACAGAUGGAACGAACGAACGAAUCCAACCACUUUUUUGUGAGAUGAUGAUUUGGAGCUUUUUAUAUUCUCAUCAUGAUGAAUUUCAACGAAUCGCGUUGCAACAAGAAGAAGAGACACCACUUUUGGAGAGACCACGCUACAAACAACAUGUGGUCACCUCUUGUUCGAGUGAAUUAUUAAGGUGUUUCAAUAAGAUUAUCGAUUCUAGCGAAGAGAGAGCACACUUCUUCACUCUUCUUCUUUCCGUUCCGUUUCUUGCGGGUGAAUAUUUCGACAAUAGCACCAGUAACCACAAGAACAACAUGAACACCAACAAUGAGCUGCAUCAGGAAAAAGAGUCAACACAUAAAUCCAAACCACCACAAGAAUGGAAAGAGAUUCUUCAAGAGUUGUUGCACAUUCCAAUGCAAGAAUUGGACCUUCACGAAAAGAAAACCAUUUUGAAAAGCAUGGUGAAUCAUUUGUAUCGUGAAUUAUUUCAAUGGUUUCAAAUGAAAGUGAAUGACCAUCUUGUGCGAGUGUUGCAGUCUGUGAGAGGCGGAUACGAUGAAACUCAAGGAAUUCCUCCCGAAUUGUUAUUAGAAAAUCAAUAUCUACUCAUUGAACUGGCCCAUAGUGAACAAGCACAUGAUCAUCCAUCUGAUAGAACUCCCUCCUUAACGACAUUGCAAUGCCCUAAAGGCACUAACACUUCCUGCAUUCAUGUGAAUCAUCUUGAAAAGUUUCAAAAAUUUAGAGAAAAACGAAAACGACCACUCAGAUCCAUGACGAGCCACCAUCUCAAGAAUCUCACAGACACGAGCUCAACCAAUAACAAAUUGGAUAUCAUUACUAUACGCAUGUAUGAAAAGAUUAAGCAGUGGUUGGAAUCAAAAUUUGGUAACUAUUCCACAUUCAUUAACGAUUCUGCGUACAUGACACUCUUUGAGAAACCUGCUCUAUCCUAUGCUUUUUGUCUCAACUCGAGCACUCCCAACGAUAAAGAAUUUGAGAGGAGAAUUGUAAAAUAUUUACCUGAGAUUAUGGAAUUUAAGAAACAAAUUCUAUCAGUCAUGUCAGAUGUAAAAUUGGACGUUCAUGUUCUUGAUAAGACCAUGAUGAGUGAGAGCAUGGAUCACACCACCAACGAUGAUGUUUUAAAUGAUGCUGGUACUUCACAUCAAAAAAUACAUGAACUCUCAAAUGUAAACACUACUCUAGAGAUGACAACAUCACCAGAAAUUGUUAUUACAAAUAUUCCCAUUCCAGAUCCAGUCUCUCCUCCUGAAAGCAAAAAGAAAAUUUUUAAAAUUAAAAAGACAAAACAAAGAGAACAGAAGGAACUUGAGCUCCUAAGGGAAGAAGUCGAGGAGUUGGAAAAGGAACUAUUCGAAAGAAAAGAAAUCAUGAAAAAAAUUGAAAAAUUGAAACGUGAGAAGAGUAUGGAUGACAGAAAUACGUUGACACAACAAGUCAAAUUGAAAGAUUUGUCAGUACUCGAGAAGACCAUCGUAAAGGCAAGAUCUUGCCUUGCACUAUGCAAUAUAUACCAUUGUGAUUGGUAUCGAGAUAAAAUUGUGGAAUACCUAGAUCAAUUGAGAACAAUAGUCGAAACAUGUGAAAAUCCUUCUUCUUUGAAAGGAGAUAAUAUCGUAUUGAAGCAAUUACAGGAACAUCUUGAUGAGCAUUCCUACUAUAUUGGAUUUCAAUUGCCAUCAUUAUUUUCCUCUUUGCAAGAAAAUGACUCUCUGAAUGGGUCUUCAAUCAAUUGUUCUAACUUUAAGGGAUUUCAAAGAUUAUACAAAUAUAUGGAUAUAAUCGAAAGGCAUGUGGAUAUGAUUCCAUUGUCUCCUCUCAAUGUAGCAGAGUGUUUAAAGCUUUGCACACGGAAGCUCCAAUCGGAUUUGGAAAUUCUGACACAAGUGAGACAUUUUCGUUCAAUUACCUUGUAUAACAAUCAUGAAAUUGGAUGUCGUGUUGUGAAGUGCAUUGAACUUUUGAGCCUGAAAUCUCCAUAUGGAACUCUUGUGUCAGUAUUAUUGAACGAAUUUCAUACGAUUCAUGUUGCAAGUGAAUUGUUGAGAUUGUCUUUGAAACAUUUUCAAGCGUUUAAAGAUUAUGUAUAUGCUUUACUUCGUAUGAUUCAUUUACUUGUGGAGAAAUGUAGUGACAAACCAUUGGAUGGAAACGAAAAUAAUUCCAUGUCAGCACAAAAUGAUAACAAUUUUGCGAAAUUAGACUUUAAUCAAGAAUCUCAAGACAGGACAGAACUGGACUUGAUUACCUCUUCUCUUUCCAAUGCAUCAUUCACCUUUAGCUUAAUAUUUGCAUUUAACAUGUCCUAUUCUGAACUCAAUUGGAACGAGAGUACAGUGUUUGAUAUUCUGAACAUGACACGUGACUGUCAUGCGGAUUCAGUGGAGAAUGCUCAUGUGGCUCUCAAUAUUCCUAUUGCUCGUACUUCCCUUCGUUUAUUGAGACUUCUGCUUCACAACAAUUAUAUCUCGCAUAUUUUGAAUUCUUGCAAUAGAAUUGAACGAUUAUUACCAGAAAAUUUAAUACAAGCUCUCAGAACAUGUAAUGACAUUGAAUUGCAAAAUGAAGUAAUUCAGUUGAUAGAUUUAGGAGCUCGAAGAAUCGCCUACAAGAACAGCGUAUCACAAGACAUGACCAUGUGCGACUUGCCAAUUGCUGAAGACGCUUCCCAAUUCAAUGAGCAAGUACUUGGUGAAAUUGUCAAUCAAAAGAAUUGCUUCACCUUGUUCAAUUAUAGAGAUAUGUUUUUGGAUGGCAAUACACCACAAAUUCUCCUUCUCAUUCUUCAUAACCAUAUCAUGCAUUACGUGGAUGGAAAUUUUGGAGAUGAUUUUGCACACAAGACAAUGGUUUGCCUGCUGACACGAUCGAUUGGUAAAGCUUUAUAUGCUUUGUUGACAGAACAUUCGUGUGAUGCCACUACCAUAUUAAGCCUGAUUGAGAAUGGAGGACUUCAUGAGAACAACCACAACAACAGCAGCAGUACAUGCUGUUUGAGCACUGCGUCCACGUCGUUUAAGCAACGACCAAGUGUAGACCGAAUGUCACUCAACCAAUCCUUUGCAUCGAGUUUAUCAGAAAAUGGUAUGAAGAGAGAAAUUUAUAGCUGUUUGUUUUACAUACUACUUGAGGCAUUAUUAAUGGAGAGAAAAUUAUCAUUUGAUGACGGCAAUGAUCCUACCGAAACAAGCGAUGAAAAUCAACAAAAACUUUUAACCGAAUCUCCACCAUUGUGCGAGUGUGAAUUAUUCAAAGCGGCAUGGGAGACACUGAUGAAUUUAAUGAGAAUAUCUGGAGAUUUCAGAAGAUGUGUUGAUCGACAAUUUGCAUCCAUUGCAUAUCUACGAGAUUUAUCGUUUUUACAGCUCUUAUUGGGAACCUUUAAUCGUUCACAAAUUCGAUUCUGCAUGACAACGGAGGGUGUGACAGCAACAAGUAGUUGUAGCAGUAAUGAUGAAUCGUUGGUAAACAACUUUGAAAAGCAAGAUCAACUUCUAAAAAGAGAAUUGGAGAAAUAUGGACCAGAUGUCUUGCGUGACUUACAUUUGCGUAGCCGUAAUUCCGACGACGGCAAGCCAUUGACUCGUAUUUUAGAAUGUACUCCGUAUGAGUUGGCAAAAGAGAUUUUACUUUGUAAGAGAAUCCACACACGAUAUGAAUUUGAUACAAGUACCAACAUCUCCAAGAUUAAUCAUGAUUCCACUCAAUCUUGUGGACCCUCUCUGAUUGAAGCACUCUGUGAAAAGUAUACAAGUGUUUUCUUUUCACACUACGCUGAACAGGGUGUCUUUGAAUGGAAUGAAGUAUUUUCAAGUGUAUUGGAACAUUCUCAACAACACGAUGAAGAGUUGAUGCAUUUGCAACAUUCACCACGCAUGAUGAGUCCAAAAAGAUCCAAUGAGAACUUGUUUGUAGCGCAAUCACCCACACGCACAACGUCUUUAUUCAAAACAAGCCCUCAAUCACCACCUCUGUCACCACAACAACAGCAGCCAUCCAAACAACUCUCACACAGUCCAUCCAUGCCUUCAUUGCCAGGUAUUUCUCCAAUCAAGAAGACUAGGAUGAUGUCAACUCAAUUUCCUUCCUCUCCCUCCCUUAGCAACAACCCCCCAACGUCUUUGCCUGAUCAGCCACACUCUCACAUGAAACCCAAAAAGUUAUUCCUUUGA
Naegleria fowleri is the source of this 4908-nucleotide messenger RNA. RefSeq lists its product as uncharacterized. Lineage: Eukaryota; Heterolobosea; Eutetramitea; Acrasida; Naegleriidae. The coding region runs from base 1 to 4908 and encodes 1635 amino acids. The record is from RefSeq and is a predicted model, not a curated record. The transcript is spliced from 2 exons.